AUGAGUAUAGAUGAGGAUAUCAAGGAAGGGCGUUAUUUUCCACGCCAGCAAGAGCAAGAGAUAUUGAUAUCUUCCAUUGAGAAGUACUUUAGUUACCCUGAAAGGUCAGAACAACGCACUCAAAUCGUUCAAAACAUCACUCAUGAGCUUCAGAAGAUCAGCAAUCGAUGGAAUAACAGAUCCGUUAGGUUAUGGUUUAACAAUAACAAGAAAACAUUCCUUAAACCAGAGCCUACAGUUACAUUUGCACCUCCUAUUUCCGAAACGUCACCUAUGCUCAGUGUAGCGCCAAUCAGUUCACAGUUUGUGCCUCCCAAGAAGAGAAUAAUACCUCCACGCUCAUCAAGUGUCGCUCAGUUCGCACCAACUUUCCCUCCUCCUUCUCCUCAUCCUUUUUCCUACCAAACUACGCCUCCUAUCUCGACAAUCAUACUCGCACCGAAAGGAACAAUACAAGAGCAGAAGGAUCUUGAAGUAGAUCUCACUGCAAUUCUCGCACAAAGCUUAAAUAAUAAUUUUCUCACAAAUGUUAUGCCAAUUGAGCAAUUACAUCCUAUAAUAGCUCAGCAAUCGAUGCCUGAAGGUUUUGCAACAAAUACAUUUGGCCAUCAACCAUUAAUUCGCGUAUACAAUGAAAAAUCUAUCGAAAACUUUGCAAUGCUCGAAAAUGGAGUUGCCAAUGCAAACGGAAUGCCAGCUAUAGUGUACUUUGAUACAGAAAAUCAACAACAUAUACUGAAAUACAACAAUCAAACGAUAAAUCUCAAUAUUCAUAACUCUAUUACUUCAUUUUAUUACAACAAACUUAAUAACACGUUCUACUUAGCAGCAGGAAAGCAUGUUCAUCGUAUAAAUCAAGAAAAUAAUUUAGAACCAUUAAUUUCAACGACACCACUAUAUCUUUCCUCAUGCAUUACAUCAUAUAAAGACCAAACAAUACUUUGCUCGAGGAGAAAUAUCUCUAUUUACAAUGAUCAAAGCGUAAAUCCGAUAUUUUCUUUAAAUACAAACCUUCCAAGCGUCAAUUCCGCUACAGAAGCUGCAGACAGUCUUUGUAUUGCAUCGAAGAACCACCAUUCCAUUCACGUUCUCGACGUAGCCCAGAAUAAGUUAGUUUCUGUUUUAAUUGACCACGCAGCAUCAGUUACAUGCCUCAACAAGGUCGGAAACAACCUCCUCGUCAGCGGUUCGGCCGAUUCGACCGCCAGAAUCUGGGAUGUAAGGCAGAGACAGCAAUUAUCCCAAAUAAUGAGACACAUUGGCUCAUUAACUUUUGUAAACAACGAUAGCGGUGAAGAUAACGUAAUUCUUACGGGCGGAGAAGAUGGCACUGUAAAAGGAUGGGAUAUCAGAAUGGAUAAGUGCAUUUUCGACGUUCCUUGCGGUACAGGAAUACCUAUAGAUGCUUCCAUCGAACAGAAUUCGAAGGAAUUGGUCGUAAUUACCCAACAAAAGUCUCAAACAACAGCAUCUGGCUUCAAAAACCCUUCUUCAAGCGAUCCACAGAGAAGUGUUGCUAAUCUUGAGCCUAACUUAUGCAUAAGAUUCGCUACAAAACAGUAA
Molecule: messenger RNA, 1563 nt
Organism: Trichomonas vaginalis G3
Lineage: Eukaryota; Parabasalia; Trichomonadida; Trichomonadidae
Product: SCF-dependent proteasomal ubiquitin-dependent protein catabolic process
Exons: 1
Coding region: 1-1563 (520 amino acids)
Molecular function (GO): protein binding
Source: RefSeq, a predicted model, not a curated record